CGGUUUUCGGAGUCAUUCAGCGCCUCCUGAAGGAAGAAUUGAGUGUUUGCUGCUCAAUGCGACACUCGCAUGCGCCGUACGGCAGAUGUUUACUACAGUUCUGAACACGUUUGCGGCGGCAACACGGCAGUGGACAGGAGUGAUCACAGCCCUUUCAUAAAAUGAAUUCUCAUCAUCAAGGCUAGAAGUGCAUCUGAACACGCUCCAGGUGAAUCUGUGUGCCGUACUAGAGUAAAGAUGGAGUUUAUUAAAGAGGAGAUUGAAGACAUGAGUGAUCCAGAACCAUCCAGAAUAAAACAUGAAGAUACUGAGGAACAAACAGACCAGGUGAGAGUGAAAGAGAAAAGACUGAAUGAAGUGGAGGAGGAACAUCGUAACUUUACAAUUCAAAGAACAAAAGCCAAAAAGAUGCACACCUGCACUCAGUGUGGAAAGAGUUUCACAAAGAAAGGAAACCUUAACAUACACAUGAGAAGUCACACUGGAGAAAAACCGUUUACAUGCACUCAGUGUGGAAAGAGUUUCACAGAUAAAGGACACCUUAACUCACACAUGAGAAUUCACACUGGAGAAAAACCGUUUACAUGCACUCAGUGUGGAAAGGGUUUCACAAAGAAAGGAAACCUUAACAUACACAUGAGAAUUCACACUGGAGAGAAACCGUAUCCAUGCACUCAGUGUGGAAAGAGUUUCACUGAAACAUCAGGUCUCAGUGUUCAUCUGCGCAUUCACUCUGGAGAAAAGCCAUUUAAAUGUGAUCAGUGUGGUAAAGAUUUUAUUUCAUCAUCAGAUCUAAAAUCACACCUGACAGUUCAUUCAGAUGAGAGGCCUUAUGUGUGUUCUCUCUGUGGAAAGAGUUUUUCACGUCGGAAGUGUCUUAAUCUACACCAGAAAACACACAAUGAAGUGAGAGAUUAUAUGUGCUUUGACUGUGGGAAGAGCUUUACUACAUCUGAGAAUCUGAAACAGCAUCGAAGAAUUCACACUGGAGAAAAACCUUUCAAGUGCUCAUACUGUGACAAGAGUUUCAGUCAUUCUGGAUCUCUGAAAUCACACGAGCGAGUUCACACUGGAGAGAAGCCGUACGACUGUACUCAGUGUGAGAAGAGUUUCACUCGGUCUGCAAACCUGAAAUUACACGAGCGAGUUCACACUGAAGAGAAGCCGUACGCCUGCACUCAGUGUGGAAAGAGUUUCACACGGAAAGGAAACCUUCACAUACACAUGAGAAUUCACACUGGAGAGAAACCGUAUACAUGCACUCAGUGUGGAAAGAGAUUCACUGGUGAAUCAGGUCUCAUCUAUCAUCUGCGCAUUCACUCUGGAGAAAAACCAUUUAACUGUGAUCAGUGUGGUAAAGAUUUUAUUUCAUCAUCAAAUCUUAAAGAUCACCUGAAAGUUCAUUCAACUGAGAAGCCUUAUGUGUGUUCUCUCUGUGGAAAGAGCUUUUCAAGGCUGGACAGUUUUAAACAGCACCAGAAAACACACGAUGAAGUGAGAGAUCAUGUGUGCUUUGACUGUGGGAAGAGCUUUACUAGAGCUGAAUGUCUGAAACAGCAUCAAAGAAUUCAUACUGGAGAAAAACCUUACAAGUGUUCAUACUGUGACAAGAGAUUCACUCGGUCUGAAUCUCUGAAAUCACACAAGCGAAUUCACUCUGGAGAGAAGCCGUACGACUGUACUCAGUGUGGGAAGAGUUUCACAGAGAAAGGAAACCUCAAGACACACGUGAGAAUUCACACUGGAGAGAAACCGUAUACAUGCACUCAGUGUGGAAAGAGUUUUUCUCGUUCAUCAACUCUCGGGCAUCAUCUGCGCGUUCAUUCAGGAGAAAGGCCAUUUAACUGUGAUCAGUGUGGUAAAUGUUUUAUUUCAUCGUCAAAUCUAAAAGAUCACCUAAAAGUUCAUUCAGAUGAGAGGCCUUAUGUGUGUUCUCUCUGUGGAAAGAGUUUUUCUCGGCUGUUCUGUUUUAAACAGCACCGGAAAACACAUAAUGAAGUGAGAGAUCAUGCGUGUUGUGACUGUGGGAAGAGCUUUACUACAUCUGAUAAUCUGAAACGGCAUCAAAGAAUUCAUACUGGAGAAAAACCUUACAAGUGCUCAUACUGUGACAAGAGUUUCAAUCUUUCUGAUUCUCUAAAAUCACACGAGCGAGUUCACACUGGAGAGAAGCCGUACGCCUGUACUCAGUGUGGGAAGAGUUUCACCAAAUCAAGUAGUCUAGGGACUCAUAUUAAAAAGCAUUGUUCUGUGUCAUAGUGAGCAAAUGUUACCCUUCGAGAGGUCUAUGGUAAAACUCCUUCUCUUGAUAAUACUGAAACAAAUUUUUAGGGCUGGACCAGAAUAUUCAAUUAUUCGUUCAGUUGGUUGGUAUUCGAUUUGAAAAUGUGACAUUCGAAUAAACAUUUUUUUUGUUUGUU
Messenger RNA from Pimephales promelas (fathead minnow), 2420 nucleotides. The record is from RefSeq and is a predicted model, not a curated record. NCBI's taxonomy places the organism in Eukaryota, Metazoa, Chordata, Actinopteri, Cypriniformes, Leuciscidae.